AUGAAACUAUUCACUAUAAUCGUGGCCACCGCUGCCGGCUUUUCAAGCACCGUGACCGCCGCCCCCGUCGAGAGCACCACCAGGUCUGCGGCAGCCUAUGACGCCUGGUUUGAGGGCUGGCCUGGGAGAUCAUUCACGGGCUCCAAGAAGCGUUACGAAGUUCAAUGGGACACUUGCCACGACAUUCGCGCCGACUUCCCACCUGGAACUAGUGAAGGCUUGUCUACCAUGCAGAUUGGUGACCAAGGAGUCACAGAAUGCACAAUAUACAACAAUCCAAACUGCACCGUACGACCUGGUGAGGACAGAGACUGGGGUGACCGUCUGCAAUGCAGCGGUGUUUACAGCGACCUAGACGAUCCAGAGAUCGGCUGGGCCAACAAGGCCCAGUCCUUCAAGUGCUACCGUGUCCGGUGA
Molecule: messenger RNA, 417 nt
Organism: Pyricularia grisea
Lineage: Eukaryota; Fungi; Ascomycota; Sordariomycetes; Magnaporthales; Pyriculariaceae
Exons: 3
Coding region: 1-417 (138 amino acids)
Source: RefSeq, a predicted model, not a curated record